Capsella rubella is the source of this 1650-nucleotide messenger RNA. RefSeq lists its product as uncharacterized. The record is from RefSeq and is a predicted model, not a curated record. The coding region runs from base 209 to 1540 and encodes 443 amino acids. The transcript has 2 exons. NCBI's taxonomy places the organism in Eukaryota, Viridiplantae, Streptophyta, Magnoliopsida, Brassicales, Brassicaceae.
GGAGAUCUUGCCAUCUUACAGUCAAACUCGAAUCACCAAAAAGUAGUCAAGCCUUCUUCAAGAUUACACAGAGUUGAUUCGCUUGUCUUUGUCAAAAGAGCCAAAUGCUGUUUUUAAGGCACUCUUCAAGCGCUUGAGAAGAACUGAAACAAGAGAGGGAGACAAUCGGUUUAAGCCACCCAAUCUGGACCAGAAUAAACACCAAGACAUGAGUGGUUUCAUUCUGAUCAAAGAAGUACCACCCGAUGCAACAUACAAGCUAAAGCCGAGCUUCAACAAAUUUGGAGGGAGAAGAUAUCAAAAGGCGGAGAACAUGACCGUGCAAGAUUAUAUUCUGCAACAUUCUGAGUUCUCAUUGUGCAAGAUAGCCUCUAGAGAGGAUAAGUUGGUCAUCACAAACGCAUUGAUCAAAGAAGAACCCCCAUAUCCAAAAAUGAUGACAAACACCGAACAAGUCAAAGAUCCUAUCCAGGUAAGUAAUUCCUCGACUCGAUUUAUUCCUCAUGAUUUAAGGGCUAUGAUUAUAAUUUUAUUACAUCAGGAAAUCAUUGAGAAUAAAUCAUGCUUAUUGAAUGAAUAUUUGGAAUCAAAUUAUUGUCCUAAGGUGCAACUAAAAGAUGAAGAUUAUGAGGAUAUUGAUUUAGUCCAAGCUGAGAUUUGUUUGCAUGUUUAUAAUGACUUCAUGACUGUAAUAACACACUUGUUCUUGGUCAAAGGUUUUGAAAACAUUGCAGGUACAAAAGAGGAGCCACCAGAUUUAGAAGUUCUCUCACUGAAUCUCUUUGUGAGGACAGGAAUUGGAGAUGUUUUCACGCAGGAUAAAAAACCUUAUGCUCGUUUCAGGAUGAUUUUUGAGGUUGGAGAACAAGUAUGGGUACACUUGAGGAAGAAAGGAUUUUCAGCUAAAAGGGAAUCCAAUCUAAUCCCAAAGAUCGAUGGUCAAUUCAACAUAGCAAGCCAAAUCAACAACAAAGCUUAUGAACUUGAGCUGCAAGGUAAGUUUAAUAUGAGUUCCCGUUUAAAAGUUAUUGACUUGGUUCUUUUCAUUGUAGAUGAAUUGGAUUUGAGGUCAAAUCCUUUUCAAGAGGGAGAGGAUGAUAUGAUCAUGCCUAGCACAUCGAACUUGGAACUUCACAAAGAGCUUGUAGCCGAGGAGGAGCUUGAAGUAGAGGAACAACUCGAAGCUAAGGAGUCGUUUGAAUCAGAUAAUGAGCUUAUAGCAGAGAAAGAGUAUGGAAAAGAUGUUAUCUUAACCUCAAUGGUUUUGAUACAUGAUCACCAAAUGGGAAUGUGUCUCAUUUGUACUCUUUUUCCCUUGUCAAGUUUUGUCCCAAUGGGUUUUCUUGACAAGGUUUUUAAUGAGGCAAAUGAUUCACAUUCAAAUCACCCAUUUGUUGAUCCAAACCAUGAAAAUACACUCAUAACUUGGCCGAAUGGAAUAUAUAUCAAGUCCAGCUUGUUUUGUGCCUAUUACAAGCCCAAGAAGAGCCCAAACCAAGUGAGUAAUUUGCUGGCCAAGAGGAGUGACGAAAAUAAGUAGUUGAAGAGUCAUUUCUAUUCAAACUCUAUCUUUAAUAUUUUGUUAUUUCCAAGGUAGUCUUGUGAGUGUGUUCCAAGACUUCCUUCUUCUUUAUAAACCCCUUGUAAUCU